UGCAACGCACACCCGGAAGUAGUCACGAGAGUAUGAUGUUAUGGAUGUAGCGGAUGUAGUCUUGUCGUUCGGUAUGACUGAUGCUGUUUGGGAAAUAUUUAUGCGAUGAUUCAAUUAUAUGAUCAACCUAACACCACUAUCGAUCUAUUAUUGAUAAUUAGCUUUAAAUAACGCACGUGCUUACCUAUCCGUUACCAGAUUCUUCUUCAAAAUAGUAACGUUUGGUAGGAACUAGAUGCACCAAAACAAGAGCUAAUUCUGUUACACAUAAAGCCACAUUUGUGAUUAUAAACAUACGACCACAUCUGCUGAAACUCCUGCCAAGUCAAUGCCAAGAUGUCUGUGGAGCUGGACGUAUUUGUUGGAAACACCACCAUCAUGGACAAAGAGGUGUUUCAGUUGUGGUUGAAUGGAUAUACAGUGAGUGAUGCAGUGAAAGUGCGGAUAGAAGGAGGCAUAAUGGAGGAGUGUGAGGCGAAUGCAGAAGUGCUGCUCAGUGACACAAUGGACCAGUACAGAACCUUCCAGAUGUGUGAGAGGCUUUUACACCACCCAGCUAAACUAUCCAAUCAGCUUCUGUUCCAGAUACCACCAGACCGACAAGCCAUGCUCAUUGAAAGGUAUUAUGCUUUUGAUGAUGCAUUUGUUCGAGAGGUCCUGGGAAAGAAGCUCUCCAAAGGAACAAAGAAAGAUCUUGAUGACGUUAGUGCAAAGACAGGCAUUAUGCUAAAAAGCUGCAGAAGACAGUUUGACAACUUCAAGAGAGUGUUCAAAGUGGUGGAAGAACUCAAGGGCCCCCUGGUGGAAAACAUACAGCAACACUUUUUGCUACCUGAUCAAUUAGGAAGGGACUAUGCUGCAAUAGUGUUCUUUGCCAGUAAUCGCUUUGAAACAGGGAAGAAAAAGUUGCAGUACCUAACUUUCCAGGACUUUGCCUUCUGUGCUGGCCAGCUCAUCAACCACUGGACAGUAGGGGCUGUGGAUAAUAUGAUGGAUGACAUGGAUGUAGAUCUGGAUAAGGAAUUCCUUCAAGACCUCAAAGACCUCAAAAUUCUUAUCACAGACAAGGAUCUUUUAGACCAACACAAAAGUUUAGUGUGCACUGCUUUGCGGGGAAAAACCAAUGUCUUCAAUGAGAUGGAAGCCAAUUUUAAGAAUCUCUCAAGGAGCCUUGUGAAUAUCGCUGCAAAAUUAAUCAAUGCAAAAGAUGUCCGCGAUUUCUUCAUUGACCUUGUAGAAAAGUUUAUUGAACCUUGUCGGUCUGACAGAUGGACAUCAAUAGACGUAAACCUCUACCUAACUCAUUAUACUAACUCGGCACAUAUAUUGGACACCUUCAAGCACCAUGGUGUCUGGACUAGGUACAUGGGAGUUAUCAAAAGUUGCAUCCUUAGAAUUUACCAUUAGUGAAGACUCUCCCUUUCACUCUUGUUCUUUCCCUUUAUGUAUCUGAUACAUUUUUGGCUUGAUGUUUAAUUCCCCUGUUUAUCAUCUUUAAUCUUUUCCCAAAUGUGUCCCCCACCAGCUGUCCAUCUCUACACCUCCCCACCUGCUCUCUUUAUCCUUGCUUCAUUCUUUCACCCCUUGGCCUCUAGAAGUGUAUGCAUUGUAAAUAAAAACAGCAUGUCUGCAUUGUUUUUAUUAACUCUACUGUGUGGGUUGCUGUGGCCAAACAGAUUGACAAAACGUUAACAAUUUGGUAAUGAAAAGUUCAUUUGUUGCUUAUAUGGAUUAGGUUCUUAUUAAGAUUAUGGAUUUAUAGCAAAAAAAAUUUUACACUGAAGGAAAACUUAGGAAUAUAUUGCAUUAGUGGCAUCUUUAAACAAAUGAUGCCAGACUAACUUUAAGACUAACACUUUUUUUUAGCCAUUUAUGCCAUUAUUGUUUAACAUGUUGAUACGUAUUUCUCCACAUGCGGUGGUGACGUCACUCUGCUUACGUUUAAUAUAUAACUUACAGUCUAUAAAUUUAAUGAAUGUUAACAAAUUAUACAUCUUUUCAAAGGUCUAAGGGUUCAAUAUUGAUAUCCAAUCUCUGUUUCACGAUAGCAAUGCUCCAGAAACAGCAAUUUAGUUAUUUGUGCCAGUGGAACAAAUGAAAAAAUGCAAUAUCAUAACGGGACUUCAUACGUUUGUGAAAAUAUGAACGCCAGAUGAAUCCAGUUCGCCACACGUGGGUCAAUUGUCCAAGUGUUCAUUGAAAAACAUCUAAUAGCACUUUUUGUUCAUAAAAGUGAUAAAUCUGAGAAAUAUUGAUAUAUUCUCCAUUGUUUACAUGAGAUCUCGCCUGAAAGAAUUACCUAUCGUCAUCGUUCUUCAACAAACUAUGCAAUCUGAGCAGCAUUCAUGUUGUAAAACUUUAUAUUAUCUUAUAUAUUAGAGUCUCAUAAACAAAAUGAGCCUGCCUCCAAAGUCUAUUUUAAAAAAUGCGGAAUAGUUCGUCAGCAGUCAGAUUUUGUGUCGCCUUGAAAAGCGAAGCCUUAAUUUUACUCUGUACGCUUCCAGCAAUUUUAUAGAGAAAAAAAGCUUGCAGGAACCUAAUUUUUUGUUAGAUCAUCUUCAAAUUUGAAACGUAACUUCUUUAGACCUGUGGCUUGGAGAACAUUGUAAAAGUGUCUUGGCACUUUUAUUAUAGAUUUUUUAGAUUAUAAAAACAUGUUCAGCACAAAACAUUUACAUUAUUAUAAACUUCAGCUUCUCUAACUUUACAAAUUAACAACAUAUAUUAAUUCUAAUAAUUAAUAAAGCCCAAAAUGUCUUCUUUCAAAAUAUACUACAACUGUGUCCAUACUCCAAAGGGUCCAGUAAAUACAACCAAUUAAGUUCAGGUAUGUCGUUUUCAUGGUUUGUGCUCAAAAAGGGGGUGCGUAUCAACAGGUUAAAGAGCUGGUCCCAGUGUUAUUUUUCCAGGAUGUAUGAAGUCAGAGAACAACAGGUUUUGUUGGUCACUUUAACUAUGUGACCAAUACAUUUUGUGUAAGUGCAUUUUGUCUUAAUUUUGUACAGCAUAUACAGUGGGGUUUAAAAUUAUGAGUCCACAUUGAAAACUUUGGAUUCAAUAUCAAUUUAAACCUGGAAAUAAAAAGAAACUAUAUGUACCAUAUUUUGAUUAUAAUAGUAAUGUAAGUCUGUGUGUGGGCCCAUGGGGUCUAGAAAGCCGUAGGAGGUAACAGUUUGUCAGGCCUUGGUGGCGUAAGUGUAUGUGUGUGCUUUGGCAAUAAUAGUGUGUAAUGACAGCUGUCAGCCCCAACACAUCACCCACCUUUUUUGGUACAAGGGUAAUGGCAAGCACAUUUGUUUGCCCUUUUGUCAUUUGCAGUGCAAAUGAAUCUUUAUUUCUUCAUGUUGUGAUGCUUGAAUGUGAUGUUUCCAACAUAAGUAAUGAGUAAUUGAUUUAGUGACUUGACACAACUACAGCAAGUUAGCUAUAAUUUAUACUAAUUUCAUAGAUCCGUCUUUCACCUAAGUCUUGCAUAUAAAGUGAACAUUAGCAAUAAUAAUGUUCUAGAUGUUGAUGUACUUGCUUCUGAUAUUCAUCAGAGGGUGCCUCAUUAUUACAUUCAUAUACAUGCACAUUUAAGUCAAGUCAUUUUUAUUUAUAUAGCACUUUUCACAACAAACAUUAUUUCAAAGCAGCUUUACAGAAAAUUAUGCUUUAUCAGAAAAAGCUGUAAUAUAGUAAUGUCUUCGAGUGAGAAUAGAGCAGUUUAAUGAAAAAACAUCAUUGUAAAUUGUGCCUAAAAUAAAUAAUACUCACAAUCUUCUUAAAACUUUGGAAAUGAAUAUACCUUCUGAAGUGUGUCAUUUUUUAUGUAAAAAUACUUUCUCCUUUCCCAGCUUAAAGAAAUAGUUCACCAAAAAUGAUACAUGAAAAUUCUCUCAUCAGUUACUCAUCCUCAUGCCAUUCCAGAUGUGUAUGACUUUAUUUCUUCUGC
Messenger RNA from Xyrauchen texanus (razorback sucker), 3934 nucleotides. Its product is annotated as acidic fibroblast growth factor intracellular-binding protein B-like. Lineage: Eukaryota; Metazoa; Chordata; Actinopteri; Cypriniformes; Catostomidae. The transcript is spliced from 11 exons. Gene Ontology annotation, biological process: platelet aggregation. Gene Ontology annotation, molecular function: fibroblast growth factor binding. Bases 337 to 1407 code for a protein of 356 amino acids. The record is from RefSeq and is a predicted model, not a curated record. Gene Ontology annotation, cellular component: nucleus.